This is a messenger RNA of Phlebotomus papatasi, 5328 nucleotides long. RefSeq lists its product as uncharacterized. The coding region runs from base 1 to 5328 and encodes 1775 amino acids. Gene Ontology annotation, biological process: DNA integration. The transcript has a single exon. Gene Ontology annotation, molecular function: nucleic acid binding. Lineage: Eukaryota; Metazoa; Arthropoda; Insecta; Diptera; Psychodidae. The record is from RefSeq and is a predicted model, not a curated record.
AUGGCGUCAAAUGUAACCCUCUCAACUCUACACAAGGAUCGAGGCAAUGUCAAAAGACUUCUCACCACGCUCGAGAAGAAAUUCAAUGCUCAAGAAGUCUCGAUUGCUCUCGCAAAUGCAAUGAUGCAAGAAGUGCAAGAGAUUCAGAAGAAAUUUGAGUCCAUUGAUCAACAGUUGAUGGAGCUCACACUAGACGAUGAUGAGCAGGCGCUCAAGGAAGAGAAAGAAUCAGAAGGUAUCUACCAAAGAUGCAUGGAAAUCAAGCUUUCUCUUGGAGAGUUUCUUUUUGAGAACAAUCCACAAGUGUCUGCACAACCAACUGCACAAAGAGAUGACGCAAACUCCAACCUGGACUCUGUGCUCUCCAAUCAGACGAACAUUAUGCGACAGAUGCUAGAGCUUCAGAGAACAUCGAUGACAUCAUCAUCAUCAGGACAUGGUGGUGUUCGCACAAAACUACCACAACUCACACUACCUACGUUUGAUGGUCGCUACACUGAGUGGUUGAACUUCAGGGAUGCUUUCCAGAGCACAAUUCACGAAAAUGAUGACCUCAAGGACAACCAGAAGAUGCAAUAUCUCAAGAGGGCAUUGACUGGAGAAGCAGCUGAAGAGAUUGGCAAUGUGCAAAUGUGUGACCGCAACUACGAGCCAACUUGGGCAAGACUUGUGAAGCGAUAUCAGAAGAAGACUCAUUUGGUGAAUGCGCUCAUAGAAGAAUUCUUGGCUCAAUCAAGGAAAAAAGUGGAAAAUGUCUCGGAUCUACAAGCCGCAAACCGCAAAUACAAGCAGAUCUUUGACAGUUUGAAUUCAUUGGGCGAGGAUUGUAUGACGCUGGAUAUUUGGCUGAUUUAUCUGAUGAAGCUAAAUAUGAAUGAGAAUUUCCGCACCAAAUGGGAAGAGGGUAGGACCGCUGAGAAGAUGGCAACACUAGAAGAGUUCUUUGAUUUUAUGACCCAGCAGACAGAUGUGAUGGAGAGAGCAGCGAUGGAUGUUUCGAAACCUCCUUCCUCAGAAGCAAAAGGAUCUUCAAAAUCAUCCAAGACGGGUAUCAAAACACAUCACACAGAAGUUCAGCAAUGUUUCAAAUGCGGAGUUGGACAUCCUCUCUUUAUGUGCGAUGACUUCAAGGCUCUUACUGUGGAUGACAGGCGAAACUUGGUCGCAAAAUCGAUGCUCUGUUUCAAUUGCCUUAGGAAUAAUCAUUCUUCGAAGAAAUGCCUGUCUAAGGCAAGAUGUCACAAGUGCGGGAAGCGUCAUCAUAGCUUGCUACAUUUGCCACAAGUUGUGGGAGCUAAUCCGCAAACUCAAAUACAAGGAACAGAGAAAAGCAGUGUUCCGGCACUCACGCAACCAGUUGCACCGCCAAUUUCAAAAGUAAAUGCGACUCAACAAACACCUCUGCCUCAACCAGGACCUAGCGGAAGUUCUGGAGUGAUCACACACCAUUCAUCAGUUCAUCACAGAGCUUUGCUACCUACAGCACUCGUGAAUAUCAAGGAUGUCUAUGGUGAUUAUCAACAAUGUCGUGUGUUGAUAGAUGGAGGCGGAGAGUGCACAAUGAUCUCGGAGGAUUGUGCACAAAGGUUGUCUCUUCCGAGGCGACAUGCUCGAAUCCCUGUCACUGGCGCUGCUGAAGUGGCAAUCGGAUUCACUCGAGGGCUGGUCCAGCUGGAGAUCAGUUCAACCUACAACCCAGAUGAGAAGAUACAAGCUGAAGCCUAUGUUAUGCAGAAGGUGACAUCUCUGCUGCCACCUGCAGCACUCACAGAGAAGAAAUGGCCACACAUUGACUCUUUGCGUCUGGCUGAUCCUCAGUUUAAGACGCCAGGAAAGGUAGAUGUUAUCCUUGGAGCAGAGUACGCUCUGGCCAUCACUCUUCCCCAGAUAUUGAAGGGCAGCGAGGGGGAACCUAUCGCUCAACUCACUAUCUUUGGCUGGAUAGUGGGAGGAAAGGUGUCUGGAGAAGUGAAGUCUUUUACAUCUCUUCAUACUCAAUGUGACCUGAAUGAGACGCUCAAGCGAUUCUGGGAAGUAGAAACUAUCAUGCCAAAGAAACCACAUCUCACCGAGGAGGAGCAACUGUGUGAAACACAUUUUGCUGAGACACACACUCGAGACAAGUCAGGCCGAUAUGUGGUAAAAUUGCCAUUCAAGCCUUCUCAUGAAGACUUGGGUGACUCAGCAACAACUGCCAUGGCUCGUCUGCAGGCCAUGGAAAGGCGCUUCGCAAGGAAUCCAGUGCUUCAGCAAGGAUACAAACAAUUCAUGGAUGAGUAUCUGGCAUUGGACCACAUGGAACUCGUUCAACCGGACGAACUUGAGAAGCCAAACAGCAUGAAGUAUGUACUGCCCCAUCAGGCAGUCAUACGACCAACAAGUGAAACUACAAAGCUCAGGGUAGUGUUCGACGCAUCCGCGGCGACUCGACCAAACAAACCAUCUCUGAAUGAAGUUCUAGCCGUAGGACCACCCCUACAAGAUGACCUGCUGGUUCUACUUCAAAGGUUCAGGACUCAUCAAGUGGCUCUAUCAGCAGAUGUAGAAAAAAUGUACAGACAAGUUCUUGUGUCUGAAGCUGAUAGAGACUUCCAGAGAGUCUUCUGGAGGCAAGCACCAACGGAGAAAAUUCAAACCUAUCGUCUCAAGACCGUGACCUAUGGAACAUCGUGUGCUCCAUAUCUCGCAAAGAAGGUUCUUCAACAAUUUGCUCACGACUACAGGAGUGAGUUUCCGGAAGCAUCACAAGCUAUUCUGUCCAGUUUCUACAUGGAUGACUUGUUGUGCGGCGCAGCCACUGUUGAAGAAGGAAAGAAACUGAGACGAGAGAUUCAAGAGGUUCUCAACCGAGGACAUUUUUCCCUCCGGAAGUGGUCUUCGAACUCAGAGGAAAUCCUGGAAGAAAUACCAUCAGACAUGAGAGCCAUUACACCUGACGAAAUCCGAACUCAGUCAAAAUCCAUUUCAGCUCUUGGAUUGAAAUGGAACCCAGGGAAUGACACAUUUUCAUUAAUGAUUGACACUCCACCACCAGUUACCACAAAGAGGGAGUUCAGCUCUGCAGUGGCCAAAACAUUUGACCCCUUGGGAUUUGUCACACCAGUGACAGUAACAUUCAAAAUAUUGUUUCAACUUCUUUGGGUACCAGGGAUCAACUGGGAAAGUGAGCUGCCACCAGACGUUCAGGAUCAUUAUCAGAAGGUUCAGUCUCAAUUCAAGUGUCUCCAGGAAGCUGAGAUUCCAAGGAUUAUUCCUGCCAAAGAGGGUGUAAUCGAGUUACACGGUUUUUCAGAUGCUUCUGAGAAAGCAUUCAGUGCUGUUGUCUACGCCAAGGGAAUUGAUGAAAAGGGACAGGCAAUAGUGAAUCUAGUUAUGGCUAAAUCCCGUGUAGCACCGCUCAGCCCAAUCACAAUUCCAAGGAUGGAAUUAAAUGGAUGUGUUUUGCUCGCGCAAAUCAUGGAAAAACUGAAGGAUGCGUUGUCCAACCGGAAGAUUGAGGUACAUGCUUGGACAGACUCCAUGAUUUGUCUCCAAUGGCUCAAAGAUGAUCCCCGAAAAUGGAACCGAUAUAUCGGGGCAAGAACAAGUUUCAUCAUGGAAAUCAUCCCACCUGACCGAUGGCGACAUGUAUCAUCUGGCGACAAUCCUGCGGAUUGUGCUUCAAGAGGGCUUCUACCAGAAGAACUGAUGCAGCACCAUUUGUGGUGGCACGGGCCAAAUUGGCUCCAGAAGGAUGAAACUCAUUGGCCAGCUACCAAAGUCAUCAAAAAAGCCAAUCCUGAUGAAGCAAAACCCACCAAGAUGCAAGUAUUCACGUCACAAAACACAGAGGAAUUUCUGUUUGGUCUCCUUGAGAAUCAUUCGGACUAUCUGCGGACUGUAAGAGUGUUUGCCUUAACCUUGCGUUUCAUCAAAAACACCCAAGUGACAGAAGACAAACGUGAGAAAGGAUUUGUGACUGUGAAGGAACAAAACAACGCAGCUGAUCGUAUAUUUGCUUAUAUCCAACAACAAUACUUUCCUGAGGAGUACAAGUGUCUCAAAUCCGGAAAACCUCUUCCCAAGUCAAGCAAAUUGAGACAUUUAGUGCCCUAUCUGGACGAUUCAGGCGUGAUGCGAGUUCUAGGAAGACUACGACAUGCUCAGGUGCCAGAGAGAACUCGCCAUCCCAUCAUCUUGCCAAGCCAACAUCCGUUGGUUAGGAGCCUAGUGACUUUCACACACAAAACUCAUCUUCAUUCAGGUGCUCAGCUGACUCAGGGCAUCCUACGCUCAAAGUAUUGGAUAGUGGGGAUGAGAAAUCUCGUGAAGGAUGUCAUCCGGAAGUGUGUGAUUUGUGUGAAAGCCAAGCCAAGGACGGAGAGCCCACUCAUGGGAGACUUGCCAGCCGUGCGAGUCCAACAGUGUCGGGCAUUCUACAAUUCUGGAUGUGACUUUGCCGGGCCUUUCCGGAUUCGUGCCUCUUACCUGAGGAAAUCUGUGGUCACAAAGGGAUACAUCUGUGUAUUCGUGUGUAUGGUAACCAAGGCCAUACACUUGGAAGUUGUCAGCGACUUGAGUACCGAGAAGUUUGUCGCUGCCUUGCGCCGUUUCACCGCCCGUAGAGGUCAUUGCCAGACGCUCUACUGCGACAACGCGACGAACUUUGUGGGAGCCGCAGGAGCUACUCGAGAAGAUCGACUGAAAGGCAUUCGUGAUCACCAAAACAAGGUAACAAAGUUCAUGUCUAGUUACGGAACUCAGUUCCACUUUAUUCCGGCAUAUUCUCCAACCUUUGGGGGAUUGUGGGAGAGAGGUGUGGGGAACGUCAAAACCCAUCUCAAAAGAGUCUUGGGGGACUCCAUCCUAACUUUUGAGGAGUUUGCCACUGUGUUGACUCAAAUAGAGGCGUGUGUGAAUUCCCGUCCGCUCUGUGGAAUGUCUCUGGACAUAGAGGAUCAGGAGCCAUUGACACCAGCCCACUUUCUGGUGGGACAUGCACUAACACUUGAAGCCACAGACGAAGAUUUCACCGAAGCAAAUCCCAAUCGCCUCACCCGCUGGAAGCUACUACAGAGAUUUGUCCAGCAUUUCUGGAAGAGAUGGAAUCAAGAAUACAUCACUUCACUUCAGCAGAGGCCCAAGUGGUGUACAUCAACCAGAAAUCUCGAGAUUGGUGAUUUAGUUCUUCUCCGGGAGAACACGAUGAAGCCAGCAGCAUGGAAAAUGGGACGUGUGACAGCCACUCAUCCUGGAAAGGAUCUUGCCGUACGGGUUGUCACAAUCAGGACGAAGGAUGGACUGCAGAAGAGAGCAGUCAACACUCUUGCGAAGUUGCCAGUGGAGUAA